Neltuma alba is the source of this 1794-nucleotide messenger RNA. RefSeq lists its product as uncharacterized. NCBI's taxonomy places the organism in Eukaryota, Viridiplantae, Streptophyta, Magnoliopsida, Fabales, Fabaceae. The transcript is spliced from 2 exons. The record is from RefSeq and is a predicted model, not a curated record. The coding region runs from base 1 to 1794 and encodes 597 amino acids.
AUGGAACGAAGGAGGGGAGAUGACGUAGGCAUAAAAAAUGGGAAUAUAAAUUUAGGGAGUGGGAACGAAAUAGAGGUUGAGGAUGAUAAUUUGACGUGCCCGCAAGCUGAGGAUAGUGAUGAUGCAGAGUUGGAUGAUGAUUGUUUUCAUCAAUUUCUUGAUGUUGAUGUUGAGAAUGUGGGUCAAGGAAGUAGGGGUUCUAAUCAUUUGGCCGAAUUCGAAUCCGUGCAUUCAGAGGCUGUUACUGCUUCUGAGUUACCGAACAAGAACACGUUGGCUAUGCUUUCUGAUCUAGAAGAUGAUGAGUUGUAUGAGGAGUAUGCAUGUGAUGACAAGGACAAUAAGGCAAUAACAAGGUAUGAGAAAUACAAUUGUGCUCAAAUGUGCAAGGAGUUUGAAUUUAAGUUGGGAAUGGAGUUUAAUUCAGUCCAACAGUUUCGAGAAGCCCUCAAGAAGUACUGUUUGCUACAUGGGUAUGAUGUUAAGUUUAUUAAAAAUGAUAAGGAAAGAUGCCGAGUUAGGUGCAAGAAGAAGUGUGGUUGGUUGAUACUUGUAAGCAAAGUUGGUGGCUCAAUGACUUUUCGAGUGAAAACACUUGGACCAAAGCAUACUUGUGGGGUAACAUUUAAUUCAAGGUUAGCCACAUCAAAGUGGGUUUCAGACAAGAUAGUAGAUCAUAUGAGAAUGAAUAAGAAUUUGAAGCUAGGAGAUGUGGUUUCAAUAGUAAAACAAAAUUAUAUGGUGCAAUCUUCAAUAAACAAGGCAUUUUGGGCCAGGAAGAUUGCAAAGAAAACAAUAGAGGGAGACCACAAAGAAGAGUACAACAAGUUGGUAAACUUUUGUACUGAAGUCAAGAAGAGAAAUCCGCAAUCUACAUUUGCUCUUGUCACUGACACUACUUAUUAUGUAGAUUGCCCACGUGUGUUUAAGAGAUUGUGUGUGUGCUUAGAACCAGUGAAAAGAGGUUUUAUGAAAGCAUGUAGGCCAAUUAUUGGAUUAGAAUGUUGCUUCUUUAAGGGCACAUACGGAGGUAUUUUGUUGGUGGCUGUAGCUCGCGAUCCUAAUGAUCAAUAUUUUCCUCUAGCUGUGGCAGUAGUUGAGACUGAGAACAAAGAUUCUUGGACAUGGUUCUUAAAACAAUUGUUUGAUGAUAUUGGUAGUAUGGCUGAAAAGAAAUGGGUUUUUAUCUCAGACCAACAGAAGGGAUUGGUUCAAGCUUUUGGAGAAUUACUUGAAGGUGUUGAACAUAGAUAUUGUGUAAGGCACUUGUAUGCCAACAUCAAGUCAAGGUAUGGUGGUGGAACGGUGAUUAGAGAUGCAGCGAAGGCCACUUAUCCCCUAGCUUGGAAAGAACUAAUGAAACAAUUGCAUAAUGUGUCAAAGGAAGCGCAUGAUCACUUGAUGAUAUUUCCUCCAUCUUGUUGGACCAAGUCUCACUUUUCAGAGUAUUCAACAUGUGAUAUGAUAAUGAAUAAUAUAUCAGAAUCUCUUAAUAGUCGGUUGUUGGAAGCAAGAGAACUUCCCAUUGUAGGUCUUCUUGAUUGGAUUCGGAUUUAUUGGAUGAAUAGAUUUGCAGAAAAUCGCAUCAAAGCUGCAAAAUAUCAUGGGAAGGGAAUUGUAUGCCCUCGUCCCCGUAAGAGACUUGACAAGGAGGUUGAAGAGUCUAGAAAGUGGAUGCCAAGAUGGGCAGGAGACGACAAGUUUGAAGUUCAAUAUAACACUCAAAGAUUUAUUGUUGAUCUCAAAGAGAGGACUUGUGAAUGUCGAUGGUGGCAGUUAUCUGGAAUCCCUUGA